Myxocyprinus asiaticus (Chinese sucker) is the source of this 2259-nucleotide messenger RNA. RefSeq names its product chromosome 42 C17orf49 homolog (gene bacc1). NCBI's taxonomy places the organism in Eukaryota, Metazoa, Chordata, Actinopteri, Cypriniformes, Catostomidae. The record is from RefSeq and is a predicted model, not a curated record. The transcript has 6 exons. Gene Ontology annotation, cellular component: MLL1 complex; NURF complex. The coding region runs from base 265 to 879 and encodes 204 amino acids.
UGUCUUAGACUCGCACUGUACUCUGGGAAUUUUUAGUUCGAACUAUUAUGUUACGUGCAUGCCUAUUAUAAGGAAUUUAUAUUAGAUAUAAAUGAAUUAUCGCAUCAUUUAUUUAUACAGCAAGUCAGUGCAUGACCCUAACAAUAAUAGUACUCCUGUUUUAAAAGUUUUCAACUUUAUAUAGAGCCAGCCUGCCUGAUUGAAACUCGACUACAUUGUUUUGUUUUUGUGUCAUUUCUGUUGAUUUGGUCUCAUCAUUCCAGCAUGACCUCGGCUUCCACGAAGGUGGGCGAGAUCUUCUCGGCAGCAGGCGCUGCAUUCACCAAACUGGGCGAACUGACCAUGCAGCUGCAUCCAGUGGCAGACUCCUCUCCAGCAGGUGCCAAAUGGACCGACACAGAGAUUGAGAUGCUGCGUUCUGCAGUUCGGCGCUUUGGUGAUGAUUUGAACAGCAUCAGCUCUGUCAUAAAGGAGCGUACUGUUGCCCAAAUUAAGACCACGGUGAAAAGGAAGCUGUAUGAGGACAGCAGGGUCCCACUCACUUCAGAGUCCCCUAAAAAAACAAUGAAGAAAACCACUGUGACGCUACCACCUCCUCCAGCAUCAGUGGCCCCCACAGUUAUCUCUGUGCCAACCUCUCAGGUUGUCGUGACAACAGGAUUGCAGAGUACUCCGUCUUUACCACCAGCAAUUAAGAACCCUAAACCAGCAGAUGUUACUCUGAGUGCUCUGAAUGACUCUGAUGUGAACAGCGAUUUGGUGGAUAUCGAGGGGCUUGGAGAGGGCUCCACAAAGAAACCAAACUUUGACCAGGAGAGCUUGAAUCUGGAUUCCAGUCUGAUAAUGAACUCCAGUGAUCUGCCCCUCCUGUCACGCUGACCCACAGCUGUCAGUCAUGUUUAUGUUCAGGGCAAAGGCGCAUCAAAAAAUUAUUAAGAACAGCUCAAGUGAAGAAGCAGCAGUUUGAUCAUAUGCUGGUGAAAAUGCUUUUUAUGAAACUGUAAAUGUUGCUGUUGGCACCUCUUACCCCUUUUCCACUGUGGGUCUUAAGAGCACCAGACCAAACCUGAACUAGAUCACUAAAAUGACUGUUUCCAUUUACUGAAAUAUACUUUUACUCAAUGAAAUAACUUCCUCAGCUCUUAUGAUAUGGCAAAAAUGGAGCAUAACAGUCAGAAUUUGAUGGAAAAAAUGUGAAAAGUGAACGGUUUAAUUUGAACCUAUGGAAAAAAAGUAGCUGGUUUAUAUAAUGCGGUAAAAGGUUUACAGGACCGUGGUGCAGUGGUCAAACAGAUGUACUCCUGUACUUGUAAGCUUGUUUUUAACUUUUUUUUUUUUUUUUUUUUUACAGGCCUAUUUGGAUAAAAGUAAACCUUUCUUGGUUAAUGGAAUAGUUCACCUAAAAACGAAUCACCUUUGUGCCAUCCUGGAUUUUUAUGACGUUCUUCCUUCUGUUGAACGCAAACGAAGGUUUUUAGAAGAAUAUUUCAGCUCUGCAGGUCCAUCCAAUGCAAUUGAAUGGUGGCCAGAACUUUAAAGCUCCAAAAAGCACAUAAAGGCCACAUUAAAGUAAACUCCAGUUGUUUAAUCCAUGUCUUCUGAAGCAAUAUGAUUUAUGUGGGUGAGAAACGGAUCAAUAUUAAAUAAAUUGUUAUCAUAAAUUCUCCUCCCUGCUCAGUAGGUGGCGAUAUGCAUGAAGAAUGCAAAUCACCAACAACAAAAGAAGAAUGUAAAAGUGGAGAGUGACAGUAAACUGAACUGUUUCUCACCAACACCUAUCAUAUAGCUUCUAAAUAUAUAGAUUUACCACUGGAUUACUUUAAUGCUGUGUUUAUGUGCAUUUUGGAGCUUCAGAAUUUUGGCACCCAUUCACUUGCAUUGUGAGGACCUACAGAGCUGAAAUACUCUUAUAGAAAUCUUUGUUCCUGUUCUGCUGAAGAAAGUCAUACACAUCUGGGAUGGCAUGAGGGUGAGUAAAUGAUGAGAGAAUUUUCAUUUUUGGGUGAACUAUCCCUUUAAGAGAUGCUGAUUGUAGGGAAAUAUGGCAACAUGCAAGCAAAAAUAGUUACGGAAGAAGUGUUAUUUUCUUUCACUGCCACUGUAUGUUAAGUGCAGCUUUUAAUGUAUGUAUGUAUGUAUGUAGUGUAGUAAAUAGGAUGAUGUAUAUAUAUUAUUUUUAACUGAUGGCUAUUAAACAGGUCAUUUCAACUGAAAACACACAAUGUUGCAUCUGGUUCUACUUAAAUUACAAAUGUAGAU